Messenger RNA from Bufo gargarizans (Asiatic toad), 3549 nucleotides. Its product is annotated as leukotriene B4 receptor 2-like. The transcript is spliced from 3 exons. Gene Ontology annotation, biological process: phospholipase C-activating G protein-coupled receptor signaling pathway; positive regulation of cytosolic calcium ion concentration; complement receptor mediated signaling pathway. The record is from RefSeq and is a predicted model, not a curated record. Bases 170 to 1252 code for a protein of 360 amino acids. Gene Ontology annotation, cellular component: plasma membrane. NCBI's taxonomy places the organism in Eukaryota, Metazoa, Chordata, Amphibia, Anura, Bufonidae. Gene Ontology annotation, molecular function: complement receptor activity; leukotriene receptor activity.
GAAACGUACCAAGACGGAGAUACUGGAACACAGGGAAACAAUGAAAUAUGACUCAGACAGUAAAAUGAACAGCUUGCUCAUGCACUAAAAUGACAGGAAAGCUCACAGGGAAGAACGCAGGCUCUUGCUAGACUGAGUCUACUCUAACUCCAGGUGGAGCCAUUUCAAAAUGAACAUCUGUGUCAACAGUUAUGGAAAUGAUACAAUCCUGAGUUCCCAGGCUUCCCGCAUCUCUGGAGCAAUAUUUCUGGGUCUAGCAGCAUCCUUGGGUUUACCUGGGAAUGCCUUCAUUAUCUGGAGCAUCUUAUGGAAAAUGAAAGGCAGAGAAAAAUCUGUAACCUGCAUACUCAUCCUUAACUUGGCGAUAGCUGAUGGGACAGUCCUUCUUCUUACUCCGUUUUUUAUAGCAUUUUUAGCUUUACAGACCUGGAUAUUUGGUAGAGGUGUCUGUAAGGUGGCCUAUUAUCUCUGCUGCCUUAAUAUGUUUGCAAGUAUUUUCAUUAUCGCUUUAAUGAGCAUGGACCGGUUCUUAGCUGUUUUCCGACCUUAUGUGGCCCAGUCACUGCGUAAAAGGGAAGUGGUAACAAAGGUUCUCUUAGCCAUAUGGCUGCUAGCAGGGGCCUUGGCUCUUCCAGCCUUUGCUUUCAGAGAGGUCAUUGACAAUCAACAGAUUAAUGCAACUAUCUGUGAGCCAUGUCACGCCAGCCGCGGAGAGGCUAUCUUCCACUACACCUUUGAGACAAUGGUGGCUUUCUUGGUUCCCUUUCCCUUGGUAUGUUUCAGCUAUAUGUUGGUAUUAAGGAAGCUGAAAAAAUCAAGCCGGUUUGGACAAAGAUCACGAAUUGAGAAACUGAUAGCUGCAAUUUUGGUGACUUUUGCAAUACUCUGGCUUCCUUACCAUGUUGUCAAUGCAAUUCAGGUGACGGCAAAUCUGACAUCAGGAAGCACAUCUGAUAAACUGGCAAUACUUGCUAAAAAGAGCAGAGCUGGGGCUACUGCUUUAGCCUUUUUUAGUGCUUGCGUUAACCCUCUCUUGUAUGCUUUUGCAGCAUCAGACCUAUUUAGAGUAUUUGGUGUAGGCUUUGUAGCAAAGCUACUAGAAGGAACGGUGGCAGAAAUCCAAAGAAGGGUGAGAUCCCAACGAGACCUUGUAAAGGGUCUUGUAAGAGUUGGAAGUCGAGGAGAAUCAGUAGACCUUGAAGUAAAAAAUGGCGUAAAAUUAGGGCCUCUAAAUGGUGGCCUUCAGCCAUAGACACAUGCUAUAGCACUUAGGCCUUCAUGGAGAUGUGCAUUGUCUGUUUGCUACCUUAGCAUGCGCCGUAAGGCGCCAUAGCUCCAGAACAGAGUGAAGUUCAAGCAAGCUGCAUGCCUCCACAUGACAUCACAGGCAUAAAAAGGUACAGUAAGGCCCCAUGUUCCUCUAUUGAAGCCCUAUUACAGCUCCGUACAAUAAUAAUGAAGCCAUGAUACAACCAUGUGCCUAAGAUCUUAUUAUGCCAACCCUGUAAAUACACCUUAUAAAUUAUUUUUCCACAAUCGUUUCGGUAUAUGAUGUUCUCAUAAUACAUUUUUAUGUAGUAACAACUACAAAAAUAUGCUGCAGUAAGGGUCUUUUUACAAGGACAGAUACUCUGCUAGUCAUGAGCCUUGAUCAUUGGUGAAGUCACUUAACACUCAUUACCCACAUUCACAUGUGCCAAUUAUCUUUGGUAUGAGGACAAAGUAUUGGUAAUAUGAUCAUUUGUUGCCAUACAGUUUCCAUUGGCAUCUCAUGUUUACAUACAGCAAUGUGCUGCCAACUAAAAAUAAUUUUUUUCUGCCACAUAAUAGAUGUGACCACCCAACAAACCAGCAGAUGCACCUCUAUACAGAGCAAUGAUCAGGAAUGAGUGUUGUUCAUUCCCAAUACUUGGCCACUAAAAAUUUCACUAGGUCCUUGGCAACACCUUGGUGGCCUGUAGUGAACAAAAAAAAUGAAGAUUACAAGGAUUUGUUGACAUGAACCACUUUGUUGCUGUUCUCACUAUAUAGCUACAAACUCUUUGUUCUGCUUUGAAGAGUCACUGUACUUUCACACAAUUUCAUUUCAUUUAAUAGAGAAUGGUGUAAUUAGAAAACUUCACUUCCUUUAAAAAAUAAGGCUGCAUCCACAUGAAAAAAAACGCUGUAAAGUCAUGGCCACUAGGGGUCUCACUUCCACCUAUGCAGUCCACUGCCUGUUGUCAGGCAAGAUCCUUUCUUAGCAACAGAGACAAAGAAAACGGUUUACAGGAAGAGGAGGCGUGUCAGAGCUCACUGAGCACCCUAGCCGGAUAGAACUGAUUCUACACUGCUUCUAAACAUUAUCCCAUAAUUAAUGUAAAAACAUACAUGUACUUGACAAUCUCUUUCUAACAAAGCUAGAACCAGCCCUGUACCCCACAUGGAUCCAGAGAUCUCAUUGCUCAGCUAGAUUUAUUGAGCUCACAGCUCAAGGGAGUGUCUUUUCUGCUGAAGUUCUCUUCCUAUCACAGCUCAGGAGGCAGUUGAAGGGUGAAACUGAGCAUGUGAGGCCUUCUCAGUGAUUCGGACAAAGAAAUAAGAAAAACAAUAAAAAACAGCAGGUGGCGCUACACUAGGGUUGCCACUUUUCCCAACAAAAAAUACCGGCCAAGUUAAGCCACACCCAAAGGGGGUGUGGUUGUGGGGGUGGCUUAACAGGGGUGUUAAGUCGCUAUCAUACUGUGGCUCCCAAUAAUAUUAAUGCCCCCAUUAGUGCCCCCCAGGAAUAAUCAUGCCCCUCAUUUGUGUCCCCAGGAAUAAUAAUGCCCCCAUUAGUGCCCCCCCAGGAAAAAUAAUGCCCUCCCAUGUGUGCCCCCAGGAAGAAUAGUGCCCCCUUUAGUGCCCCCCAAGAAAAAGAAUGCCCCCAUUUGUGCCCCCAGUUAGAAUAAUACCUCCAUUAGUGUCCCCCUACCCCCCCAUGUUAAUAAAAAUAAAAUAAAAAAAGCACUCACUCCAUUUGCUCGUGCUGCAGUGAAUGCCUCCUGACUGGAAACUCAGUACAGGACCUGCGCUCCAGCGUGAUGACAUCUCGCAGGUCCUGUCCUGCACAUCUAGUCAGCAAUGCGAGCAAAUGGAGGAGGUGAGUGCUUUUUUUAAAUUAACAUGGGGGGGGGGGGGGGUGGAGGGGCACUACAUAGUGCAGUGGUGCAGUAACUGUUUUGAAAUAAUAAAAUUAUAUAAAAUCGAGGCCUGUUUAUACACAAGUGAAUAUAUCCAGUGAUGCAUAAAGAUUCUGUACUAUAUGUCACCAUUAGUCACAGUGCCAUGUGGUCAUUGAUGGUUAGGCCCAGUAAAAGCCAUUGCACUAGGAACCAGGAUAUCCAGACGUCUCCUAUGAAUGUAAUUAAUCAUAAAACAAACAACAAAUGAACAGUAUUAACACAGGAGUGAAAUUCUCUACUACUUUCUGUGGUGAUUUUGUCUAUUUAUAUUGUCUGCCAUUAUUGUAUUAGACUUUGCAAAAAUAUGUAAAAUAUUUAAAAUUGAAUAAAUUAAAUUUAUUGUCAA